Messenger RNA from Erigeron canadensis, 1872 nucleotides. Its product is annotated as tRNA dimethylallyltransferase 9. Gene Ontology annotation, molecular function: tRNA dimethylallyltransferase activity. Gene Ontology annotation, biological process: tRNA modification; cytokinin biosynthetic process. Bases 53 to 1456 code for a protein of 467 amino acids. The transcript is spliced from 11 exons. The record is from RefSeq and is a predicted model, not a curated record. Lineage: Eukaryota; Viridiplantae; Streptophyta; Magnoliopsida; Asterales; Asteraceae.
UCCCUUUAUCUAAUUAUCUAAUAAUUUGAUGAUAAACUCAAUUGGCGAAUGAAUGAAUAUCUUCAUCGGAAAAUUUAGCAUGAGUUACCUCCGGCUAUCAUCUUCACCGGCGGAGACAUCUCUCCUCCGUCCUUCCGCCCUCUCAUUCUUUACACACCGCCGCCAGACUAUCCGGAGACACCUAUUUACUACCACCGUCCAGUGCUCUGCUUCUACACACUCCAAAAAACAGAAAGUCAUUGUUAUUUCCGGUCCAACCGGCGCCGGAAAAAGUAGACUCGCGUUAGAACUAUCUAAAAAACUUAAUGGCGAAAUCAUUAGCGCAGAUUCUGUACAGGUUUAUCAAGGUCUUGAUGUUGGAUCUGCAAAACCUUCUAUGAGUGAAAGACAGGAAGUGCCUCAUCAUUUAAUUGAUAUAUUGCACCCUGCCGAAGAUUAUUCUGCUGGGAACUUUUAUGAAGAUGGAAGGCAAGCUGCAAAAGAUAUUCUUAGUAGAGGUCGUGUUCCUAUAGUUACUGGAGGGACCGGAUUAUACUUAAGAUGGUUCAUAUACGGGAAACCUGAUGUUCCAAAGGCUACUCGAGAGAUUAGUUUGGAAGUGCACUCUGAGCUUGCUAACUUUGAGAGAAGCUAUGACUGGGAUGCUGCAGUGCAGUUGGUUACCAAAGCAGGUGAUCCAAGUGCUCAAUCUUUACCUGCCAAUGAUUGGUAUCGUUUGCGUCGCAAGCUUGAAAUCAUCAAGUCUACCGGGUUACCUCCAUCAGCGUUUCCAGUGCCAUAUGAUUCUUUUAAAGGAAAAGUUGAUUCACCUUCUAAAGAAGACAGCAUCGACAUCUUGACUAAUAUAAAUCCGGAUGUAAAGCAGAAGGAUUUGGAUUAUGAGUUUAUGUGCUUUUUUCUUUCAACGUCAAGAACAGAUCUCUAUAGGUCAAUUGACUUGCGUUGUGAAGAUAUGAUUUCAGGAGAUAAAGGCAUUUUGUCUGAGGCAAGAUGGCUCCUUGAUAUGGAUCUUCGGCCUAAUUCAAAUUCUGCUACACGAGCAAUAGGUUAUAGACAGGCUAUGGAAUACCUUUUAUAUUGUGAAGAACAAGGGGGCAAAAGUUCACCUCGUGACUUUUAUUCUUUUCUAUCUGAAUUUCAGAAGGCGUCAAGAAAUUUUGCAAAACGACAACUGACAUGGUUUCGCAAUGAGCCAAUCUAUCACUGGAUUGAUGCCUCAAGACCCCUUGAAGAGGUACUCAAUUUUAUAUGUAAUGCCUACCAUGAUCAAAGUGGAAAACUGGCAGUCCCUCGACCACUUGCAAUGGAAAAAGAUAUGUCAGAUCGACGAGAAAUUGCGCAGCUAAAAACCUAUCGGACUAAACGAGGGGUUUUCAUCAGCCAAGAGGAUUGUUUGGAUGUUCUUAACUGGAUAAGCAAUAGUAAAAGGCAAAAGACCGAAUUGAUUGCUAAGUAGCUUGUACGAUCAUUGAGGAUAGUCUUUUUUAACUGCUUCAACUCACACUUUGAAGGUGCACCCUGAAUUCAUUGGCAAUUGGCGUUCUGCUUUAGUACAUUAUCCUCAGCAAGCCUGAAUAUCUCUUCUGCUUUAAAACGCCUGGUGCAUCAGUUUGUGCAGUUAAUCCGGAGGUCAAGUUUUUUCAUGACAAACAGUGUUAUACAACAGGAAAUGUAAGUCCUGCACCUUAGAACGGAUGCGUUUGAUAUAUGUGCCAAGUUUAUAAAGCACAUUAACUGAUGACUAUUGUGUUAUUGUUGGAUUAUAGGUACUUGGUUUGUAGGUUACAUGGCUUUGAUGUAGCAUAUAGUUGUUUUUGUUUUGUACAAUAAAAGAGCACUUGUACACUGUAAUAAGUACAAGUACUUUUUUUC